This is a messenger RNA of Chelonia mydas (Green sea turtle), 6697 nucleotides long. RefSeq names its product cleavage and polyadenylation specific factor 7 (gene CPSF7). Gene Ontology annotation, biological process: mRNA alternative polyadenylation. Gene Ontology annotation, molecular function: mRNA binding. Gene Ontology annotation, cellular component: mRNA cleavage and polyadenylation specificity factor complex. The record is from RefSeq and is a predicted model, not a curated record. The coding region runs from base 151 to 1536 and encodes 461 amino acids. The transcript is spliced from 9 exons. Lineage: Eukaryota; Metazoa; Chordata; Testudines; Cheloniidae.
GGCUGUGGCGGUGAGCGGUUCGCGCGCUUCGGGCCUGCUCGGGACGCUGGGCCCCUGCGCGGUAACGGGUCGGCGGGCACCCCCCCCCCGUGCACCGCACCUCCUUCCUUCCUGUGCCCCCGGGCUCUGGCUCCCGCCGCGGCUGGAAAUAUGUCCGAGGGGGUGGAUCUGAUCGAUAUCUACGCCGACGAAGAGUUCAACCAGGACUCCGAAUUCAGUAAUGCUGACCAGAUGGAUCUGUACGACGACGUGCUAGCAGCAAGCUCGCAGCCACCCGAAAGCCGCACCAGCAGCUCAGAGGCACCGACCGAGAUCCGCCAGGAGCAAUCCCCCAAGCCAAACAGCAAAUCGCCUGCCAUCCUGUACACCUACAGUGGCCUGCGCAACAAACGGGCUGCCGUGUAUGUGGGCAGCUUCUCCUGGUGGACAACUGACCAGCAGCUGAUCCAGAUUAUUCGCUCAGUGGGGGUCUACGAUGUGGUGGAGCUGAAAUUCGCGGAGAACCGAGCCAAUGGCCAAUCCAAAGGGUAUGCAGAGGUGGUAGUUGCCUCUGAGAACUCAGUCCACAAGCUCCUGGAGCUGCUGCCUGGCAAGAUCCUCAAUGGGGAUAAGGUGGAGGUGAGACUGGCCACCCGGCAGAACCUGUCGCAGUUCGAGGCACAGGCUCGGAAACGGGUGCCGCCGAGGGCUCACUCCCGGGACUCCUGGGAUUCGAUGGAUGGCCGAGCCACGCCGACAGAGAAUGCCGUGCCGCCCCCUCGUGUGGAGAAGCCCCCUUCCGUGCUGCCUUUCUUUAACCGCCCCCCUGCUGCCAUGCCCCUCAUGGCCCUGCCCCCUCCCCCGAUGCCUCCCCCGCCACCUCUCUCCUCCAGCUUUGGAGUGCCACCUCCCCCGCCAGGAAUCCACUACCAGCAUCUAAUGCCCCCUCCUCCUCGACUGCCCCCCCACCUGGCCGUGCCACCUCCAGGGGCGGUCCCUCCUGCCCUGCAUCUUAACCCUGCCUUCUUCCCCCCGCCAAAUGCAACGCUGGCCCCCCCGCUGGACACCUACAAGGCCUCUGCAGCAUAUAACCACAGCAGUCGAGAGCUGGGCCCACUGCCUCCCCCAGUGAGCGAAGCCGAGUUUGAGGAGAUUAUGAACAGGAACCGAGCGAUUUCCAGCAGUGCCAUUUCCAAAGCGGUGUCCGGAGCCAGCGCAGGGGAUUACAGUGAUGCCAUAGAGACCCUGCUCACGGCCAUCGCUGUUAUCAAACAGUCCCGCGUAGCCAACGAUGAGCGGUGCCGCGUCCUCAUCUCCUCCCUCAAGGAUUGUCUUCAUGGGAUCGAAGCCAAGUCCUACAGCAUGGGUGCCAGCAGUAGCUCCUCCAGAAAAAGACACCGGUCUCGGGAGAGGUCGCCCAGUCGGUCCCGCGAGAGCAGCAGGAGGCACCGGGACCCACUCCAUAAUGAGGAUCGGCACGAGGACUAUUUCCAAGAAAGGAACCGGGAGCAUGAGAGACAUCGGGACAGGGACAGAGAAAGGGACCGGCACCACUGAGAAAGGUGAGCUGGCCCGAGGCCCUGCUCCUUCUAUCCCCCUUGUUCCGCAGGGCCAUCUACCUGCUGCCAAUGGGGCACACCUUCCCCUAGAGGGACGUGUCAAACUCCUGGGGGUGCAGACUGGACAUUACGUAGUCUAUUUCCCCUGGCUUUUAGCAGUUGACUCUCCAUGGCUAACAUGGCAGCCCCUCCAGUUAGUGUCAUAACUACACAGUGGCCGCCUUCUGGAUCUCAAGCAACAAAUGAUCUUUCAUUGCCUGCAGCGUGUGUUCCAAGAGGGAAAGCCCCAAGGGAGAAGAGAAGGGAAUGUUCCCAUAUCUCCUCUGAUGGCUGCUGAAUAACCAGCACUGAAGUCCCUCAUUGGUGGUUUUCCACUGAAACUGCAACCAGCUUGGUGCUGCUACUUAUUCAUGUGCAUCAGCAGAGUCAUUUCCAGCUCCGUUCCUCUCCUUCCUGUGUCUUCACAUGAUUGAACUGUAGUAGGCUGUGAACCCACAUUGCCCGCACUGAACAGCAGAGAGCGAGCUCCUUGCCCUUUGCACUCUGUCCUCCUUUCUAGGUUCAGUGCGGGCAGUGUGAGGACAGGGCUUUCCUGGGUCAGGUAUCCUCCAGCUAUGGAAUUCCCUUCUGGGGUUAGCCUGCCAGAGUCCCUCACUGGCUGAUUACAGCACCCUGCAAUAUCCUCCCUUCCUGUUAACCAUCUUCAGAGCCACGGGACAUUGAGCUCUGCUGUUUGUGGGUGGCUUGGCUGGGGAGAAGUGGCUUGUUGGAUUUUUAGGAUGGAAGUGUCAAUAGCAUGUGUGUGUCCCCCCUCCCCCCAGUAGUGAGGGGACAUGAUAGUGGUCUUCAAAUACUUGAAAGGCUGCCAUAAAAAAAAUGAAGAAAAGUUGUUCUCUCUUGCUACAGAGGGCAGGACAAGAGGCAAUGGGUUCAAGCUAUGGCACUACAGAUUUAGAUUAAAUCUGCUUCCUAAUUCUGAGAACAGUAGGGCAAUGGAACAGACUGUCUAGGGAGGUUGUGGAAGCUCCUUCACUGGAGUUUUUCGAAAGAGGCUGUCUUGGAUGGCUUAGACACAACAAACCCUGCAUCUUGGCAGGGGGUCAGACUAGAACUAGAUGACCCUUGCGGUCCCUUCUAACCCUCUGGGUCUCUGGUUCUAUUAUAGCUCUACUGGAGAGGGCCAUGCGACCUUUUAAAUUAGGGCUGAUGGGUCAGGGCUGCCAGUGUCAGGCCAUGUGCUUCUUUCAUUCCACUAUUUCAGAAUCACUUGGUGGGUGCGGGGAAUGGAGGGCACUGCACAGUUUCCCCUGUGUCUACCCAGAUGUACAGCCUCUCCUGCUUUCUGUCGGGGCUUUUGUACAGCACUUAGUCCUAAAAAAUUAAAAACAGCUACCCACUAGAAUUGCCUUUGAAGGUCUUGACUAAAGCCCAGCAGCGUGACUCAUACGCUGCCCCUGCUCUCCUCUGAGAGAGGCCACCACUAAGGAACAAGCUGACUCAGAAAUUACAAAGCAUCAACCCUGCAAACAUAACAUCCCAUGGGAGCUCUCCCAAUCCUGCCUGGGCAGCUGGGAUAAUGCCAGGAUUUCUGCUGCCUCCCUUACCUCUAGCCAUACUGAGGUGGGCAGCGUUAGAACUGCAGACCAGCCUCCAGUAUCCUCUCGAGAGCCACGGUGUUUUGGUCCCGUUCCUGCUGUGUAGGAAAGUUCUCUCUGCAGGACUCAGUGCACUGGUUGGGCUGCCUCUGGGUGAGACAUAGGAUGGCGGUGUCCUUAGUCUGUUGCGGGGGGAGUGCUCUGCGUUCUUUGUGCAGCUGUGAGGAUUUUAUUUGGCAAUGGGCUGGUGCCUCUUAAAUGAUCUGCCUACUGCUGGAGUGCCUUCUCCUCUGAGCACGGUCGCACCCCGACACACUCCUGAUUUGUACUAGGGUAAGACCGAGAGGCCCCCCACUGCAACUGGAUCAGCUGCUGAGAGUUUCUUACCCAGAUCAAAACAUUGGUCUCCAGGGGAGCCCUGGGUUUCAAACCCACGAUUGCCUUAUGCUUUUAAACAUUCAUCCCCCACCCCAAAAUGUUUCCAGUGUGAGUAUUGUCCAGGCAUGAUGGGGGCCUGGUGGUUAAAGCAAAGAAAGGGGGUAUUGGGAAUGGAGCCAAGCUUUCUUUGCCACUGAUUAACAGUGAACUUUGGCAAGUUACUUCCCUUUUCUGUGCCUCAGUCCCCCCUGCCCCUCUCCAGUGGCCGUAGUAUUUGUCUACCUGCCACGUACUUGUAGCUUAACCCAUUACCCUUCUGAAGCGCUCAGAUCCUCGGCUGAAAGACAUUCUAGAAUUGCCCAGUGUAACCUGGUCUUGUUAGCACGUCCUUUGGUGUAGAGAACUGCCUGGGGCAAGUCCCCUCUCAGCAGAACCCGUGUGGUUUGCAGGAUUUAUUCCAGAAUGUACAUUAAAUAUUCCAGGUGAAAUGACUGCCCUCUAGGUCACUGGUUCCAAUCCAGCCUGGGUUGGUCAUGACCUUCUGGCGAUUUGACCUGUGCAGGUUUGGCUGAUCUCAGUCGGGUUCCUAGUGCACAAGAGUCCUCGCUGGAGAGCCCACGAUCUGUUAGACAUGAAUUGGCCUCCUUGGCAUUCCCAGCUGUUCAGCCGAGGCCAGAAUGGGCUGUGGAGGUGGAGUGCCUGUCUCGCUCCUACAGGUGGCCCCCGGGGCAGGGACAAGGCACCUCACCUGGUGGAGCCUGCCCUGGGGGUGGAGGACUUCCCUCUCCAAGGCCGUGGAUGCUGCACCUUGAUCCUGUCAACACCAGACUUGCACGAAGACAAAUGUUAAAAGGCAGGUCCGUGGGGGGCCUUUGCCUCCAGUGGGGGAGGCUGACUGGGCCGCAGGCAGACCCUUGCUGAGCAGUUGGCAUCAGUGGCAACUCAGGGCCUGGUCAGCACAGCAGGGAGACUGUGUGACCUGUUGUCUUGUUCUGUCCCUUCCAGGAGUUUGGUUGGCAGUAAGUGUUUUUAAUGGACUUGUAUCUCCUCACCUCGAUCAGGACUGAAGGACGGAGACCGCUCCACCCCUCUUCUCCCCACUGCCCCCAGCUCCUUCCAGGCACCCAGGGAAAGCCACGUCGCCUGCGGGACUCCAGCUGGCACAUGGUGGCCUCGGGACCCACACUCGCUGCUGCUGCUUCCUGGGGAAAUGCUGGAAGACGUGGAGUUAGGGAGGGAUAGCGUCGGGGCCACUGUGAGCAGGGAGUGCUCCAGUCCACGGAUACUCGGACCCAAAGAGAAAUGGUGCUUUUCCAUGGAAGCUUGUGAGCUCCUUCCUCUCCAUGGCCCUUCCGGGGACAGCUGGAAGGGAAUCCAUCACCCUCAUGUGUGCUGGGGAGGGUUGGAGGUGGGGACGCAGAUAUCCCUGCGUGGUGUCUGCCGCCUGGCCUGCUUGGCUCACUGGGGCCAGUAUCCAUGCCCUCCCAUGGUGCACUGUCUUCUCGUCCUGUGUUGGGGAGCUCUCCUGAGGAGUGUGAUCCCUUCUCCCAACCAGUUCUAGGUCUGGCUUGACUGGCCCAUUAUACUCAGCUUAGAUAACAGCAUUUCCUCUUCCCCCUGCCUCAUGGAGAGCAGGCUGGCUGCUGCUUCCCAUCACCUCUUUCUGCUCCCCGUUGCCGUUCCUGUAGGCGCCUCUGAGUCCUCUGCGUUCUGCCCUGGCUCCUCUAGGGGGUUUGUCCGGAACAGAGGUGGCCCCUCUCGGCUGGACUCAACACCUCUGGCUCGCCAUGCUGAUCUCAUGCAAUAACUGUUCCAGUUCACGUUUUCCCCUACCGCAAGCCCCAGCCACCUGUUUCUCCAGAGCCAGCCUCCUCCCAGAGAGGCUGCCUUCCUUGUUUUAGAGGAAGCGGCAUGGGCAGAGACUUGAGUGUUGUGAUAUCGGUGGAUGGAGAUGUGGUGGGCUGGGGGCUGGCUGGAUGAGCCCAACCACUGAUAACCCUGUGAGUUGCUUAGCCUUUUUGGGUGGUGGGAGGUGCAUUGAUUCCAGGGAUGGAGAACUCUGCUGGGGAAUCCCGCCCCUUCAUAAACACUCUAGGAAUGGGAGCUCCCAUUUGAGUGCUGCGUGGGGGGUUUCUUUAGACAGCACCGCUGCUUGCUAUUGCUCUACGGUGCGUGAUGGUGAGCAAAGGGUUUGGGGUGGCUGAGAGUUGGUCUGCAUCUAGCUAAGGCGCCUUGGUGCCUCUUCCAGCACAUGGGGCGGAUUGUGUCCAACAGUGCGAUGCCUGAAGGGCCAGGGGAAAUAUAACCACCAUUUCCACCACAGCCUUCAGCUGGUGAUUCUCGAAGGCUGGUGGGGUAGGUGGUGUGGAAGGAGCCAUGUUCCCUCGAGCAAAGGAUGCUGUAGGGUACAGGUGGCCAGAGAGCAGCCUGCAUGUGUCGCACCACAGUGGCAUCUGAGCAGCAGCCUGUGGAGACUACACAUCCCAGCAUGCAGUUCUCCAGUCACUUAGCUCAAGUUAUAACACAUUGCAUGCUGGGACCUGUAGUCUCCAGAGACUGCACCUUUAUGUAAGACUGAGGUCAGCAACCACCUGCUGCAUUUCAUGACAUUCAGUGUGGCCCUCCUGGCAAGUUGUGGACACAGCUGGGCAAAACCUGGGCACCAUCCCCCCAGCAGAGGUCUCGCGCUCCAGCUGGGCACAUCAGAGAGGGUGGCAGGGGCCGAGAGUGCACAGCCUGCCUGGAGGCUGGUGAAGUGAAGUGACACCUCCGUAAGAACUGUGAUCAGUGAGGAAAGGCCAGCUCUGGAUGUCUUUUUUUAAAAUAAAAUGACAAAAAACAGAAACUUAAAGUGAGGUGACAUUAAAAAAAAAAGUGUAAAAUACCAGAAAACCCUUUGACAGGAGAGUGUUCUGUUUUUUUACGUAAUGACACAAAUUUUUAGUUUAUUUCAGAAUAGUGGGGGGAGGGGGGGAUGAUAAAAAAUAAAAUAAAAAGCAACUCCCCAAUUCCCCUCCCCCAGUUCUCAGUGAUUUGAUUUUUGUCUCUUUAUGAUAGGUUGGAAAUUGUGUAAUAAACUUGAUGACGUUGUCAAUCUUUUAUACUGCAUUGUAUGUUUUCUUUUUUUUUUUCCUUUUGUAACAAAAUAUUUUAAAUAAUAAAUGGGGUGUGAGCUGUUUUACGGAA